Messenger RNA from Hydra vulgaris (swiftwater hydra), 725 nucleotides. Its product is annotated as ubiquitin-conjugating enzyme E2 S. The record is from RefSeq and is a predicted model, not a curated record. NCBI's taxonomy places the organism in Eukaryota, Metazoa, Cnidaria, Hydrozoa, Anthoathecata, Hydridae.
AAUGCGCUUUUUUAACAGUUUUACUGAAUUUCGCACUAUUCACUAAAGUUUUGCAAGCGUUCGGUAGAAGAUGUCUACGGUGUCAAAUUCGGAGAAUAUUUCACCACAAAUACUGCGAGAUGUUGCAAAACAGCUUCAUUCUCUUCAGUCAAAUCCUCCUGAAGGAAUUAAAAUUUUCAUAAAUGAAGGUGAUCUUACUGAUAUUCAUGCAACAAUUGAAGGACCGUGCGAUACACCAUAUGAAGGAGGGUUGUUUAAAAUGAAAUUAGUACUUGGAAAAGACUUUCCCCAGUCUCCGCCAAAAGGUUAUUUUUUAACAAAGAUCUUCCAUCCUAAUGUUGCCAAAAAUGGUGAAAUUUGUGUCAAUACAUUGAAAAAAGAUUGGAAUGCUGAUCUUGGCUUAAAACAUAUACUUAUUACGGUGAAGUGUUUACUCAUAUAUCCCAAUCCUGAAUCAGCUCUUAACGAAGAAGCUGGCAAGUUAUUACUUGAACAAUAUGCUGAAUAUUCAAAACAAGCAAAAAUGAUUACAGAAAUUUAUGCGAAGCCAGUAAAAGAAAUUAAAGAAAACGAUCUCAGCAAAUCAACUGAUAGUAAUAAUAAAAAAAGAGUUGCAGAAAAAUUAGACAAGAAAAAAAUGGAAAAAAAACGAGCAUUAAAAAGGCUUUGAUAUGUUUUAUAAUAAUUAAAUUAUUUAAAUUACAGAAUAUCAUUAACUGAUUUAA